AUGUCGAUCGUUCCCCCGUCGGUGACGCUUGCCGGCACGCGGAUGCGUCUUUUCAAUCAGGAGGAUCCACGCAGUCUCUGGAUGUUCACCGAGGAAUACUACACGCCGGAUAUGCUGCUGAAAGUGUACAACUACUACGAUCUAAAGCCACUAAACAUCCGUUUCAUUAACGAGAAACACACGGGAAAGCCAUCCGGCUACUGUUUCAUCGACUUCUCGACUCCAGGCGAAUGCAUUCAUGCAAUGUUGCGCGUUUAUGGCCAGAAAGUUCCCUACACGAAUCCGAUAAAGAAAUUCUCGAUUGCUUUUGCAAGGAAUCCGCAUUUGCCUGAGGUCGAUUUUGUGCUGUUGAUCUCGAAUUUGCCCAAGGAUACGGAUGAUGCAGAGCUUUUUAAGAUGUUCCUCUCGCGUUACCCGUCGUGUCGAUCGGUGCGCAUCUUGCAAACGCCAGAUGGACGAAAUCGAGGCCAAGGCACUGUGAGAUUCGCGGAUUACUACGAGCAACAACAGGCAAAGGAUGAAUUCAAUGGAAUGGAAAUUCGCGGUCACACACUCCAAACGACGGCAACUGAGGCGAAAAUCAAGCUCCCGAGACAAAUGGAGGGCAACUCGGAGGGGGACACUUUUGUCGAACAUGUACAACAACAGAUCAAACAACUCGAGGACUCGCGUCGGAAAGCGGAUCUCGAGAAAAAGUUGCAGUCAAGAAUGGAGAAACAGUCGCGGAAAGAGGCGACACAACGUGCAAAGAUCGGCUUCCAAGGGAUACCGCUGCCGACAGCGAACGAGAGACCACUCUAUGAGGCAAUCAUCUACAAUCCAAGCCCGUCGGUGAACGAGUGGAACGAGCUUUUUCUUGGCUGUGAUGAUCGAUUGCAUCGGGAACUUCGCGAGAGUCGCUACUUGAACGGCGGUGUUUAUAUGAGCGAUUCAAUGAUGAAAUCCGAGCUGGUCGAGAUCUACGCGGAGAAUAGCUCGGACAGCGAGGACACGUGGAGCAAUGCAAGUGAUGACCCGAAAGAUCAUCAUCAUCGCCGAGACGAAAGCGACGAUGACGGAGAUGAAGAAAGGAGAGGGGAUGAUGGGGAAAGGAAUGGACGAGACGAUGAGAGAAGCGAUGAAAGGAAUGAUGGGGAACGCGAGAGGAAACGAUCCAGACACAGC
This is a messenger RNA of Mesorhabditis belari, 1164 nucleotides long. The record is from the annotation of a GenBank genome assembly. Lineage: Eukaryota; Metazoa; Nematoda; Chromadorea; Rhabditida; Rhabditidae.